Molecule: messenger RNA, 938 nt
Organism: Drosophila hydei
Lineage: Eukaryota; Metazoa; Arthropoda; Insecta; Diptera; Drosophilidae
Exons: 1
Coding region: 681-938 (85 amino acids)
Source: RefSeq, a predicted model, not a curated record
AGAAAAACUAAGUUAAUAAUUCCAAUAGCUUUUUCUAUAGUUUUGUUGAAACAAAUGCAUAAAAUGUAAAAUUUCCAAGUGUCUUAAGCUGAAGCAAAAUACGAAAAUAAAAAUAAAAAUAAAAAAUAUUUUGAAAACUAAAUUGGAGCUGUGCAGGGCAAUCAAUGCAGAAGCCGUUAAAAAAGGAAUGAAACUUCAAUUUCAGCCUUUCAUAAUGAGAGUUUCGUGAAAGAAAACCCACCCUUAGAGGGAACAGACAGGACACAGAGUUCCAUAGAGCGCAGCGAAAACUGCAUAGUGGAGCGAAUAGGGGCGACUCAAGAACUAAACACCCGCCGCGUCAGAUAGAGACAGACUUUGUUUCUCUCACUCUCUCUCUCUGUGGCACAAGCAGCUGCAGUUUGUGGGUAGGAAUUCCGCAAUGUGCGCAGGACAUGCAGGCCAUAUGGCCAGGCAGGCAGGCAGCCAGGGUGGUGGAACCGAAAAACACACACAAAGCGACACAAGCCAAGCGCGGCUCAAGAAACAUGUUUUAGCUUCCUGCGAAGUGGCGGCAGUCGACGCCUGCACGGCGACCAGGACACAACUAGUCAGCGCUAUAAAUCUGUGCGGCAGCACAUCAGAGAGACAGCGAGAGCCACGACAGAUUAGGCCAAAAGCACUUGCCUCACUCACUGCAAAUGAUUCCCAGCGCUGAAAGCAUUGACUCAGCCCAGGCUGGCUUUGAGUCCCCCAUCAACAUGGGCGUCUGGUGCGAGGAGAGCCGCUGCAAUCAGCUGCAAACAGCUGCGGAUGUCUAUCGUCGCACUGUGGAGCGCAUCCAAAGGGAAACUACUGACUGCCAGGACAACAGCAGUGCUGCAAAGGCAUACGAAGAGAUAUUGAAGCAAAUCUGGAUUGCAACCUUUACGGGUGGCAAUAUAUACUAUCGGGCGUAG